GUCGCAGGGAUUGGGGUUGCGCCGCUCAUCUACCACAGAUAAAACCUCCCCAGGUUAUCUUCGCCACGAAGGCAGCACGCGACCUCCCUCUCUCUCUCGUUUCCUCUCCCACAUAUCCCUCCGUCCCCGCCGCCACGAGCAUCUCCAGCGGGAUAGGAACUGGCUCCGCUCUCACAUGGAGCCACACCAACGUCGUCGUCUCGAGGGGGGAGUGGGUGGGAGGAGAAGACGGCGGCGACGGCGGCGGUUUCGAUCUGUGAUGUGCCUCGAUGCGGGAGGGCGCCGCCGCCGGCGAGUGCUCCCCUCGAAGAGGCAAGGAGCGCUGCCCUUGGUCCACGCGAUGACGGCUGCAAACUGCGCCUCCACCAGUGUAUGCGCGACUGUGCGUGCUCUCUCCUAGGUGGUCGUGGGUCUCGCACUCGGACAGUUCAUCCCGCUGCUUAUGACUUCCAUCAGAUUCUCCGCCGAGCUUGCCUGCCGAGAUGCCAGCACUGCUUGUUUGUAUAAAUGCUCAAGAAGACUGCUCAGAGGAGGACAAUUUGUGUGUCUGUGAGGGAUGGGGAAACAGACAAUGCGAGCACUACCUGUUUGUAUAAAUGGUGAAGGAGAAAAGUGUUCGGAGAAGGACAUGUGUGUGUGUGUGUGUGUGUGUGUGUGUGAGAGAGAGAGAGAGAGAGAGAGAGAGAGAGAGAGAGAGGGGGCGGGAGUAAGAGGUGAAGAGCAAGGAGAACCACAUGUUGUCCCUUUGUCAUCGACACCAUCCCGCCGUUACAGGCUUGUCCCGAUGGCCUUUUUGUUGAUGCAGAUCAGAGUUGCCAUAAUGGAAUAUGGAUGGAUUGUGUUUAAUGGAAGUACGUGGUUCAGCCUCUACUGUCCAACAUGAAUUGACAAUAAUUGACACAAACCAGUGCGCGUUUACUCUAAACGAUAACAACAUUCUUGCAAGCUUGAUCCCCAUCAUCAAUCGAAUACUCUUGUGUAGGUGUCGCCAGAGUGGUGUAAGGUGGUGUUGUUAUGGAACUUUGCAGCUGCUCCUAAUCGAUUCAACCUCCAUCUGAAUAUUUUAGUUCAUCUAUGCUUUUGAAUUUUUUCUACAGAAUAGUGGGAUUAUAGUUAUUCCCAAACGCCUUGUGAAGAGUAUUCUUAAUUGUAUUCGUUGUUGCUUCGGGUGCUUGUCGAUAUGUCUUAUGUGUAUUCACCUAUAGCUUGAUAUCCUACGAGAGGAGGACAUUUAUACAUGUUUCUCAAUAAUUUUCACUAAACUAUCCAUGCUGUCAUAAGAAAAUGUUAACAAAUACGACAACAUGAUUAGCGCGCACAGUUCCGUCUCUCCCAGCCACUAGUAUUCAAAACAAGUCGCAGUCAAAGCGUUCCGCUGUCCUCCGGCCGCUGCGCUGCCGUCGCCUUGUCCUUUCCCAGCCCCAACCCCCAGGCACCAGUAGCCUCGGCAGGAUGGCUAGCCCGCAGUGCUGCGCGGACCCGGCGACGCUCAAUCCCGCCGGCGGGGAGGGCAGGGUCGUCGACAGCCUCGGCGGGAUCGCGGCGUACGUCGCCGGCGUCCGAGAGUCCAAGGCCGCCGUCGUCCUCAUCUCCGACAUCUUCGGGUUUGAAGCGCCGAUUCUGAGCUAUACGAAGAUAGCCGAUAAAGUUGCUUCAUCGGGAUAUUUUGUUGUGGUGCCAGAUUUCUUACAUGGGGAUCCAUUUGUACCUGAAAACGCUGACAGACCAAUACAAGUGUGGAUCAAGGAACAUGCCACGGGAAAAGCAUUUGAAGAGGCAAAACCUGUUAUUGCUGCUCUAAAAGAACAAGGAGUGUCUACUGUCGGGGCUGCAGGUUAUUGCUGGGGUGCAAAGGUAGUUGCAGAGUUAGCGAAAGCUAAUGAGAUCCAGGCAGCUGUUAUGUUGCACCCUUCUGCUGUUACUGUUGACGAUAUCAAAGAGGUGAAAUGCCCCAUCGCUGUACUUGGAGCUGAAAAUGACAAAACAUCCCCACCAGAAUUGGUCAAACAGUUCGAGCAGGUUCUAUCUUCUAACACAGGGAUUGCUCACUUUGUCAAGAUUUUCCCUGGGGUUUCUCAUGGAUGGGCUGUGAGAUACAAAAGUGAAGAUGCAGGCGCUGUGAAGAGCGCCGAGGAAGCCCUGUCAGACAUGAUUGACUGGUUUAACAAGAACCUAAAGUGAACCUGAAUUAGCGGUCCUUUUUUCGUAAUAAGCCAGUGUCACUCUUCACCAGUCAUCUAUGCAAACAUCCAGGGUUUAUGCUAUUGUCCUAGCUAUAGGGCCUGUAUCAAUGGUCGUGCAGGUGUUUGUGUAUACAUUGUGUGCUUGCUCAUAGCGGUCUCUGCUUGUACUGAACACAUUACUAUAAUAUUAUUGCACUGAAAUAAAAUGCGAUAUUUGUAGUUUU
Aegilops tauschii subsp. strangulata is the source of this 2407-nucleotide messenger RNA. Lineage: Eukaryota; Viridiplantae; Streptophyta; Magnoliopsida; Poales; Poaceae. The record is from RefSeq and is a predicted model, not a curated record.